Molecule: messenger RNA, 1738 nt
Organism: Bradysia coprophila
Lineage: Eukaryota; Metazoa; Arthropoda; Insecta; Diptera; Sciaridae
Product: regulator of telomere elongation helicase 1 homolog
Biological process (GO): negative regulation of DNA recombination; negative regulation of t-circle formation; regulation of double-strand break repair via homologous recombination
Cellular component (GO): nucleus
Molecular function (GO): hydrolase activity, acting on acid anhydrides, in phosphorus-containing anhydrides; ATP binding; DNA binding
Source: RefSeq, a predicted model, not a curated record
AAUUAAUGAAUAUUGUGACAUUUCCCUACAAGUUAAAAUGCCAAUCAUUCGAGAAUUGAAUGUAGAUUUUCCACACAAUCCGUAUGACGUCCAAACACUCUUCAUGGAAAAAGUGAUUGAUGGGAUAAAUAAUUCCCAAAAUUGUGUCCUUGAAUCUCCCACAGGCACCGGUAAGACUCUGAGCCUAUUGUGCUCUAUGUACGAUUUUCGUCGCCAGUGUGAAUCAACCAAUGAGAUUCCCAGCGAUUUGCCGUUUUCAUCAAAAAUUAUAUUCACAUCGAGAACACACUCUCAGCUGAAACAAGCCAUGGCCGAACUGAAUUGUACCAGUUACAAAACAAUGAAAUCGGCAAUAUUGGGAAGUCGGUGCCAACUAUGCAUCAAUGACGAGGCUCUAGCCACCAGCGAAAACAUUCAUUCGAUGUGUAAAUCACUUAAUAAGGCCAACAAGUGCGAGUUUUAUAAUCGCUUUAAAACAUUGAAAAUGGACGAAAACUUCAUGACAACGGAAUUGUCAGGAAACGUUAUGGACAUUGAGGAUCUGGUGUCGUUGGGCAAGGCAAAGGGGUUCUGUCCAUAUUUUAUGUCGCGUCAUAUGGCUGAAGGUGCGGAUGUGGUCUUUUCUCCCUAUAAUUAUAUAAUAGAUGAAAGGAUCCGAACUUGCAAUGAAGCAAGGAUGCUAUUAAACGCAACUGUAAUAAUGGAUGAAGCUCAUAAUAUUCCAGAAUUUUGCGAAAACAUUGCGUCGAUUGAAUUCAACUCGGAUGAUAUUUUGGCGAUAUUGGAUGAUGUUCAACGCGUCAUUGCGUUGAUUGGGUUUCAUGAAGCAGCCAGUAUAAUUGUUCUGAUCGAAAAAAUUAUCGAUUUCCUGGCAGACAUUCGCCGUUUGUGGCAGUGCGGCGCUGGUUUGCGGAAAUUCAAGGAAAUUUUGUGGAUACCGUUUUCGGACAGCGGAGAUGCAUUCGUCAAGGACGUGAAGCAACACUACAGGUUCGGGGCGAAAUACAUUCGCUCAUUGGGACGAACUAUACUGAAUCUUUGCAAUGUGAUCCCGGAUGGCGUUCUCAUAUUUUUCCCGUCAUACAAAGUACUCGAACUAUGCAAAGAUAGCUGGCAGGCCAGUGGUAUCUGGUCUCAAAUUCACGACAUCAAACCAAUUAUCAUCGAACCAAGAACGAAAGCUGAAUAUUUGGUCGCAAUGGAAAACUAUUACGCGAAUGUUGAUGACCAGCGUACAAAUGGAGCUAUUUUGAUCGGGGUGUGUCGUGGAAAAGUGGCCGAGGGUUUGGAUUUUGCGGAUAAUUAUGGCAGAGCAGUGAUAAUCACCGGAAUACCUAACCCACCGUGGAAGGAGCCAAAAAUUCGAAUGAAAAUGAAAUAUUUGGAUGACAUCGGAAGCGAAACGAGAGGAAAAGUGUGGUAUAAUCAACAGGCUUCCCGAGCAGUAAACCAAGCUGUUGGUCGCAUUAUACGGCACAGAAACGAUUUCGGUGCGAUUUUACUGUUAGAUUGCCGGUUUGUUAGACAUUCCGGUUGGUCCGGAUGGCUACAGCAACAUAUGAAUCGGUGCAAUACAUUUAAAAGGUUUGGCUCCACAAAUGCAGGAAUCGCCCAAUUUUUCGAGCGAAAUGAAUCGCCACCAAACGCAGCUGAUCGAGAGAUGGACACAACGGAAACACCUAGUGCACCGGUUAUGUCACUGAUAGAGUACAAUUUAUUGUACGAAAAUGAAUUGUGA